AUGGUUUGGCAGUCGGUGCUUUCUGUGUGCACGGGUUUGGCAGUCGGUGGACUGAGUUGUUUUGUCGGUGGAGGCUGUCGGUCUACAAUUGCUUUAAAAAGUGGUGCCUUACGUCAUGAUAUUCAUUAUUGGCUUGGUAAAGAUACUAGCCAGGAUGAAGCUGGUACUGCAGCCAUCAAAACUGUUGAACUGGAUGCGGCCCUUGGAGGGCGUGCAGUACAAUAUCGUGAAGUACAAGGCCACGAAACAGAGAAGUUUCUCUCUUAUUUCAAACCAUGUAUUAUACCUCAAGAAGGUGGAGUGGCAUCUGGAUUCAAGCAUACAGAGGCUGAAGAGCACAAGACCCGUUUGUAUGUUUGCAAAGGAAAGCAUGUUGUUCAUGUGAAAGAGGUUCCUUUUGCUCGAUCCUCACUCAAUCAUGAUGAUAUCUUUAUACUUGAUACAACGUCAAAGAUAUUUCAAUUUAAUGGUUCGAACUCAUCAAUUCAAGAGAGGGCUAAAGCACUAGAAGUUGUCCAGUACGUUAAAGAUACUUAUCAUGAUGGAAAAUGCGAGGUAGCUGCCAUUGAGGAUGGAAAAUUGAUGGCUGAUGCUGAAACUGGAGAAUUCUGGGGUUUCUUUGGUGGCUUUGCUCCACUUCCGAGGAAAACAGCCACUGAUGAGGCUAAAAGUACUGAAGCUCUUCCUACCAGGCUGUUUCGUGUUGAGAAUGGGAAGGCAGACUCUGUUGAGGCCGAUUCUUUGGUGAGGGAGUUGCUGGAUACAAAUAAAUGCUAUCUUUUGGAUUGUGGGGUAGAAGUCUUUGUCUGGAUGGGCAGAAAUACUUCUCUUGAUGUUAGAAAAAGUGCAAGUGGGGCAGCAGAUGAUUUAGUCCGUGGCCUUGAUCGACAAAAAUCUCACAUAAUACGUGUAAUUGAGGGAUUUGAGACGGUGAUGUUCCGAUCAAAGUUUGAUUCAUGGCCUCAGUCAACGGAUGCUGCAGUAUCUGAGGAUGGUAGAGGCAAGGUUGCUGCACUGCUAAAACGCCAAGGUGUUAAUGUGAAGGGUCUAUUGAAAGCAGCUCCUUCAAAGGAAGAACCUCAACCAUAUAUUGACUGCACGGGAAAUCUACAGGUUUGGCGUGUGAAUGGCCAAGGGAAGACUGUUGUUCUGGCCUCUGAUCAGUCAAAAUUUUACAGCGGAGAUUGCUAUGUCUUUCAGUAUUCUUAUGCUGGAGAGGAUAAAGAGGAAUAUCUUAUAGGAACAUGGUUUGGGAAGCAGAGUGUUGAGGAAGAUAGAGCUUCAGCUAUUUCACAGGCAAGCAAGAUGAUUGAGUCGCUGAAGUUUUUACCUGUUCAGGCUCGCAUCUAUGAAGGAAGUGAACCUAUCCAAUUCUUUUCAAUAUUUCAGAGCUUUAUUAUUUUUAAGGGUGGUCUCAGUGAAGGGUACAAGAAAUAUGUGGCAGACAGUGAAGUUCCAGAUGACACUUAUACAGAGAAUGGACUUGCAUUAUUCCGAAUUCAGGGUACUGGACCUGAAUAUAUGCAAGCAAUUCAAGUUGAACCAGUGGCAUCUUCUUUGAAUUCGUCUUACUGUUACAUACUACACAGUGGAUCCUCCGUCUUUAUAUGGUCCGGAAAUCUUACAACCCCAGAGGACCAGGAACUUGUUGAGAGGCAACUGGAUCUGAUAAAGCCCAAUAUGCAGUCGAAACUACAAAAAGAAGGCGCAGAAUCUGAACAAUUUUGGGAAUUGUUAGGCGGAAAAUCUGAAUACCCCAGCCAGAAGAUUACUAGGGAUGCUGAACGAGAUCCUCAUUUGUUCUCAUGCACUUUCUUAAAGGGAGACCUGAAGGUGGCAUCUUCUUUGAAUUCGUCUUACUGUUACAUACUACACAGUGGAUCCUCCGUCUUUAUAUGGUCCGGAAAUCUUACAACCCCAGAGGACCAGGAACUUGUUGAGAGGCAACUGGAUCUGAUAAAGCCCAAUAUGCAGUCGAAACUACAAAAAGAAGGCGCAGAAUCUGAACAAUUUUGGGAAUUGUUAGGCGGAAAAUCUGAAUACCCCAGCCAGAAGAUUACUAGGGAUGCUGAACGAGAUCCUCAUUUGUUCUCAUGCACUUUCUUAAAGGGAGACCUGAAGGUUACAGAGAUAUACAACUUCAACCAGGAUGAUUUGAUGACUGAAGAUAUAUUCGUCCUGGAUUGUCACUCAAAUAUCUUUGUCUGGGUGGGGCAACAGGUUGACGACAAAAGUAGAAUGCAUGCGAUAACUAUUGGGGAGAAAUAUCUUGAACAUGAUUUUCUUCUGGAGAAUUCAUCUUGUCAAGCUCCAAUAUACAUUGUUAUGGAAGGGAGUGAGCCGCCUUUCUUUACACGUUUUUUCACAUGGGACUCUACAAAAUCUGCAAUGCAUGGAAACUCAUUCCAAAGGAAGCUUGCUACAGUUAGGAAUGGUGGAACUCCAUCUCUGGAUGUAAGUGUCUAA
Ilex paraguariensis (yerba mate) is the source of this 2466-nucleotide messenger RNA. The record is from the annotation of a GenBank genome assembly. Lineage: Eukaryota; Viridiplantae; Streptophyta; Magnoliopsida; Aquifoliales; Aquifoliaceae.